Molecule: messenger RNA, 744 nt
Organism: Pestalotiopsis fici W106-1
Lineage: Eukaryota; Fungi; Ascomycota; Sordariomycetes; Amphisphaeriales; Sporocadaceae
Exons: 3
Coding region: 1-744 (247 amino acids)
Biological process (GO): proteasome-mediated ubiquitin-dependent protein catabolic process
Cellular component (GO): nucleus; cytoplasm
Molecular function (GO): protein binding
Source: RefSeq, a predicted model, not a curated record
AUGACUUCAUCCACAUCUACAGCUACGCCGAUGAAGCAUGCCUUCACGCGUCAAGUUGAGGAGGUCAAGGCCCCUAAGAGUGACAUUAAUGCUCUCAUUCUUGACUAUUUGACCCUGGCGGGCUAUCCCAACGCUGCCAAGAAGUUCUCAACUGAAGCAAAUCUGCCUCCCCAGCAGUCGCAUGAUUCUAUCGAGGCCAGACAGCAGAUCCAGACUGCUAUACAUAGAGGUGACAUAGCGCAAGCUAUCAGUGACCUCAAUGACUUGGACCCAGAGAUACUAGAUGCGGACACCGCUCUUCAUUUCGCACUGCUACGUCUUCAGCUUGUCGAACUGAUUAGGCAGUGCAACGCCACGCCCGGUCGAGACAUCAACCCGGCGUUGGAGUUUGCAACGACACAGCUCGGCCCCAGAGCUCCAACCAACCCCCAAUUUCUUGAGGAUCUAGAGAAGACGAUGGCCCUUGUGGUCUUUUCCCAUGACUCGCUGGAUCCUUCCCUGGCAGCCCUGCUGCAGCCUGAUCUUCGUCGCCAGGUCGCUGACAUGGUCAAUAAGGCCAUACUGGAGCGAGAAACGAACCGAAGAGAGACGGCUAUCCGACAUCUUGUGCAAAUGCGUGCUUGGAGUGAAGAAACUGUUCGUAAAGACACCAAGAAAGACCUGCCAGCCCGUAUCGACCUGGGUUUGAACGGCGAUGACCAGAAUGGCUUCCACGAGAAUGGCCAAGAUACUGUUAUGACAUGA